CUGGACAAAGAUUUCUUGAAUUUGCCUCUUUUGGGUACCCAACGCAGUGUUGCAGGUACUGAACUACGGACUCUAUCCUCCGAACUACAUCUAAUCAACCCUCAAGCCGAGCUCACGAUCAAGCGACCCAGGCCGGUGUAGAACCUGAAGACCUAUAGAUGGGAAACAGUAAUUCAAUAAUCCUCCAUGUCAACCGCCACGGUAGACCGAACGGCUCGGGAACAGCAUAAGCUUUUCAGAAUCAGUAUGGAACGUGCAGACAUGGUCACCGGGGUCCAUGAUCGCAUGGGAGAAAGGAAUACAUCAAGUUAUUAUUGCAACGCGAUCAGUCCCACUGGCUAAUACCGAUGCUUCGCUGAUGUUGCAGGCGAAUCAGAAUGUCGAGCCCUGUGAACAUCAAUGUGACUGAAAUUUAUCAGCUUCGAUGAUUGAUGCAACGGCAAAGUGCUCCCCCAGCAUGUUGCCUACGUCUACCGCCCAGUUAGUUUCUUCCAAGGAUGGUGCACUGAUAUACGCCGAUGCGGCGGGUGACCCAACCAAGCCGUGCCUCGUCUUUGUACACGGCCUUGCUUUGAGUGGCGCUGUCUUCGAUAAUCUUUUCGCCAAUCCGACGUUGACAGAAAACUUCUAUUUGGUUAGAUACGAUAUUCGUGGCCAUGGACGAAGCGCGAUGCCGGAGUCGCUGGACGAUUAUUCCUCUGAGAUCUUUGCAGAAGAUUUCAGGGCUGUUGCGCGCGCCUUCAAUGUUAAAAAGCCUAUUUUUAUCGGAUGGAGCCUCGGAUGUACCAUUGUGUGCGACAUUGCUUCGCACCUUCCCAAGGACACCCUCGCGGGAGUCGUCUACCUAGCGGCACUGCCCUUCAUUGGGCCAAUCAUGGGCCGUGUUGGGACUUCGACCGUACUUGGCUUUCUUCCCGGUCUCUUCAACACAGAUGAUGUCAAUUUCAGCGCGAAGACCACCAUCGAGUUUGUCGACUCUCUUUUUGUCGACCCCAAAAAUGUGCCGUUCAAUUUCAAAGCGUCAUGCCUCGGAAGUGCGCUGCUGCAGCCCCCGAAGGUGUGCAGCCAUGUACUAUCACGGCCCCAGGAUCCGGAGAAGCUAUAUGAGCUCGGGAAGGCGGGGCUUCCAAUGUUAGUCUUAGGAGGUACAGCUGAUCAACAGGUUAAAGGGGCUGUUGUGGUUGAAGAGAUGAAGCCUUAUUACAAGAAUUUAGAUGUUCGUAUGGUCGAAGGUGGUAGUCAUGCACUUUUCUAUGACAAUGAAGCCGAGGUGGUAGAUAGUAUUUCUUCUUUUGCGUCCAGAGUUUGUACUAGUAAAUAGUGGCGGACCUUGUUACUCAAUGUGUGAAUAUCAAAAACUUUGAUAGGAAAGCUCGUAAAGGAAGAUGGG
Messenger RNA from Guyanagaster necrorhizus, 1390 nucleotides. Its product is annotated as alpha/beta-hydrolase. The coding region runs from base 425 to 1321 and encodes 298 amino acids. NCBI's taxonomy places the organism in Eukaryota, Fungi, Basidiomycota, Agaricomycetes, Agaricales, Physalacriaceae. The transcript has 5 exons. The record is from RefSeq and is a predicted model, not a curated record. Gene Ontology annotation, cellular component: membrane.